Molecule: messenger RNA, 810 nt
Organism: Lolium rigidum
Lineage: Eukaryota; Viridiplantae; Streptophyta; Magnoliopsida; Poales; Poaceae
Exons: 3
Coding region: 246-623 (125 amino acids)
Source: RefSeq, a predicted model, not a curated record
UGUUGAAUUCGGAGACGGAAGGCAGGCGAGCGAGCAACCCUAACCCUAACCUUAAGGAGGAACCCUAACCCUAACCUUAAGUCCCAUAUCCGCAGGGUAGGCACAAAAAUCUACCGAAGUUUCUCGCCUUAACCGAUCGCAACCCAAUAGCGUUGGUAGGGGAGGAGGAGCGGCCGGUCGCCGGUGGGGAUUAGCGACGGAUUUCCCCUAAUCCCUACGUAUUCACAGGCAUACGAGAUACGACGAUGGUGGCGCUUCUUCGACAGGGGUUGAUGAGGAUCGGUGGCUCCGUGCUCCAGCAAACCCAUCACUCGGCGGUCACGUCACCGGCGGUUGCUGCCGCGCCAAGGCGCAUGCUCAGUAGUAUUAUCGAGAAGCGUGCUCGUCAGAGGCAUAACGAGCAACUUCUGGAGGAAUUCAAGCUCCUAAAGCCGCAUCAGGUUUGCUGGGAGUUGAUAAAGCUUUUUCCGGCAAGAAAAGUAUUUAACCUUGUGGCAAUUACAGCUGCAACUGUUACGUUAGCCUGUGCAGGAAGAUCAGUGAAGGAGGCUGAGAAGAAGCGCCAUCAAGUGAGAGAAGAAGCAGAACAAGUGAAGGGAGCAGAGAAGAAGCGAGAGCAGUGAACAAGGCUUUUUUUUUUCUAUGUCUGGGAAUGUUACCCAACUCUAUAUGUUAUCACUAUUCUGGGGAUGUUUAUGAUAUGCUAGCUAGAACCUUGGUAUCACUGAUGAACUGUUAUAAGUGCUAUCUUGUGACACAUGGUAUGUCAGUCACAUAUAAUUGAUGCAUUGUGUGUUGGUUUGGACCCCA